UCCAUCCUGCCUGCCAGCACCCAGCCACCAUGUGGGAGCUCGUGGCUCUCUUGCUGUUCACCCUAGCCUAUUGCUUUUGGCCCAAGGUAAGGUGCCCUGGUGCCAAGUAUCCCAAGAGCCUCCCGUCUCUGCCCCUGGUGGGCAGCCUGCCGUUCCUCCCCAGACAUGGCCAUCAGCAUGUCAACUUCUUCAAGCUGCAGAAAAAAUACGGCCCCAUCUAUUCUGUUCGUAUGGGUCCCAAGACUCUAGUGGUUGUCGGCCACUACCAGCUGGCCAAGGAGGUGCUUGUUAAGAAGGGCAAGGAUUUCUCUGGGCGGCCCCAAGUGGCCUCUCUAGACAUCCUGUCCGACAACCAAAAGGGCAUCGCCUUCGCUGACUACGGCACCCACUGGCAGCUGCAUCGGAAGCUGGUGCUGGCCACUUUUGCCCUGUUCAAAGACGGCCACCAGAAACUAGAGAAGAUCAUAUGUCAGGAAAUCAGAGUAUUGUGUGAUGUGCUGGUCACCUACGACGGACAGUCCAUAGAUAUUUCCUUGCCUAUCUUCCUGGCAAUAACCAACAUCAUCUGCUUUAUCUGCUUCAACAACUCCUACAAGUACGGGGAUCCUGAGUUGACAGUGAUACAGGAAUAUAAUGAAGGCAUCCUGGAGAAUCUGGGAAACGGCAGUCUGAUAGACAUAUUCCCCUGGCUGCAGAUUUUCCCCAACAAAAGCCUGGAAAUGUUGAGGAAGUGUGUUAAGGCGCGAAAUGAUCUGCUGAAUGGAAUAAUGGAAAAAUACAAGGAGAAAUUCAGGAGCAACUCUACCACCAACAUGCUGGAUGUUAUGAUCCAAGCCAAGAUGAACUCAGAUAAUAACAACAGUGACCCUGAUGAGGAUUCAAAGAAGCUUUCAGAUAAAUACAUUCUUGCCACUGUAGGGGACAUCUUUGGGGCCGGUGUGGAGACCACUGCCUCUGUGAUAAAGUGGAUUGUGGCCUUCCUGCUACACAAUCCUCAGUUGAAGAAGAAGAUCUAUGAGGAGAUUGACCAGAAUAUAGGUUUCAGCCGUACACCAACUAUCAGCGACCGGAGCAAUCUCAUCCUGCUGGAGGCCACCAUCCGAGAGGUGCUUCGCAUCAGGCCCGUGGCCCCUCUGCUCAUCCCUCACAAGGCUAACAUUGACUCCAGCAUUGGCGAGUUUGCCAUUGACAAGGGCACAGAGGUUGUCGUCAAUCUGUGGGCACUGCAUCACAAUGAGAAGGAGUGGCACCAACCAGACCAGUUCAUGCCUGAGCGCUUCUUGGAUUCAACGGGGAGCCAGCUCAUCUCACCAUCGUUGAGCUACUUGCCCUUCGGAGCGGGCCCCCGCUCCUGCGUAGGUGAGGUCCUGGCCCGCCAGGAGCUCUUCCUCUUCACGUCCUGGUUGCUGCAGAGGUUCGACCUGGAGGUGCCAGAUGAUGGGCAGCUGCCCUCCCUGGAAGGCAACCCCAAGUUGGUCUUUCUGAUUGAGCCUUUCAAGGUGAAGAUCAAGGUGCGCCAGGCCUGGAGGGAAGCCCAGGCUGAGGCUAGCACCUGAAGGCCUUACCUAACACCCCCUGACUCCACCCUGUCUGGCCCCACAGUGCAGAAUUAGAGGUGCUUCCCCCACCUUUCCCUCCACCCCUUCCUCCCAGCCCACUCUGCCCUCUUUUCCAGCCUGCAGCAGUGAUGUGCAUAAAC
This is a messenger RNA of Lemur catta (Ring-tailed lemur), 1699 nucleotides long. Its product is annotated as steroid 17-alpha-hydroxylase/17,20 lyase. The record is from RefSeq and is a predicted model, not a curated record. Gene Ontology annotation, molecular function: steroid 17-alpha-monooxygenase activity; iron ion binding; heme binding. Bases 30 to 1556 code for a protein of 508 amino acids. Lineage: Eukaryota; Metazoa; Chordata; Mammalia; Primates; Lemuridae. Gene Ontology annotation, biological process: progesterone metabolic process; hormone biosynthetic process. The transcript is spliced from 8 exons.